CAAGGCAGCACCAGUCGCAAACAGACCGCUCUGCUAACAAGACGUUAUCACUAGAGAGAAUAUAGAGAAAAACGCCCGCGGUAUUCGAACAUUUUUGAAAAGAUUAUUCAUCUAUAUACAAAGGCGGGUCAAGAGGUCUUGUCAGAUAGGAGGAUACGAUCAAUCCAAUCGAUCUUGAAGUGUUGUGCACGUGUGUUAUUUAGAAUUUUUGUAAACUAGUGAGUGUUACUUUGAAAUCCGAUGCCAUCGGUUCAUAGAAUCAACAAAAUCCUUCAGGAAAACCGAGAUGCAAUGGAAACCCCCGCACGUUCGCAUAUGUUUGUCUAGUUGGUAAUUUCCCUACAUUUUCCGAGCUGCCUGCUCGAACAGUUGGUAAAUUGCCGCCCGAACGAAUGCAUCGUGUAUCCUGGCAUCGAAACCCGGAAAAGCGUGAUUUGUGAACUGUGAACCAAACAUAUAUCCCAGAUACAACAUUUUGUGCUUGCCAAAGAACUGUGAAAUCAAAAUUAACAAGAGUGAUUGAUCACUCAACAAAAUGACUUCCAUUAUGUACACCGUCUUUCACCUGGCAACGCUCCAGUGUUCCGUUCGCCCAGAGAUAUCACCUUGCACCUGUGAAGCGGGCAAGGCCUGGAACCAUGUGGAGCUAUCCUGCGAGAAACUGGAAUCAUUUAACAAAGUAGUCGACACCCUUUCCAAUAAGCUCAAUUCCGAUACCCAAAUCGACCUGAAGAUCACGUACUCACAACUCGACGACCUGGAAAUGCGAUCGUUUACGGAUAUGAACUUCAACUUGUACAAGCUACGGAUGCAAUGGAACGGUCUAAGAUCGCUGCCCGAGGUGCCGUUCCGCGGGUUAUCGAAUGUCACCUACCUAAGCAUCGGCGACAACGAACUCGACGAGAUCCCGAAGCACGCCUUGAGCCACAUGCCGAGCCUUUUGACUCUGGACAUUGGGCGGUGCAAGAUACGGGCGGUGCAACAGGAGGACUUCCGGGGCAUUCAAAGGGUGACGAACUUGAUUCUGGUGAGCAACAUCAUUGCCCGUUUGGACAGAGGAUCCUUUCCAAAGAGUCUCCUAAUCCUACAUUUGGGUAGAAAUCAAUUGGAAUCACUCAAUGGCUCACUACACGAUUUGCACAAUCUGCAAUCUCUGUUUAUCAAUGCGAAUAACAUCACAACGCUGGACAAUGAGCUGCCGGAUAAAAGUCAAUUGCGUCUCCUGAUGGCCCACAACAAUAGAUUGGAACGACUACCGGCUAAUAUGGCCGAUAUGCACAGCCUGGAAACAGUCCAUAUACAUUGCAAUCAAUUGAGAUCGUUCGAUCGCGUUCUUCGCAACGCCGUCAAUCUAUCCGAGGUCAAUGCCGACAACAAUGAAAUUGAGUACCUAGCCCAGGAUGAGUUCGCUUCUUGCUCGAAGGUGGAAAGCCUGUUAAUCGCCGUUAAUCAUAUCAAAUCACUAAACUCGUCCCUACUCCCCAUGCGCAAGCUUAUCAGUGCCAAUUUGUCAUACAAUGAGAUCGAAGAGUUCUCCAUGGCGGAACUGCAUGGACUGCGAUCGCUAAAGUCCCUUCAUUUGUCCAACAAUCGCAUCCAACGACUACUCCCCGAUCCCCGAGGAGUCCAUGAACUAAUUCUCUUAACCCUGGAACUUGAUAAUAACAGAAUUGAUUCCCUUAACAAAGCUUUGGCCGGUUUAGGCCAACUCCGAAUACUAAAGUUAGCUGGGAACCGUUUAGAGCACCUCCAAGUGGGCGAUUUCGAUGGACUUAACCGUUUGGAAAUUCUUGACCUCACUGGAAACCAGUUGGCGGAGCUGAAGGCCCUUGAAAUGACCUUGUUGCCCAGCCUGAAGAUUCUCAAGUUGGCAUACAACAAUAUAACCAAAUUGGAGGAGGACUUCAAGGGUAUGCCCGUGCUGUGCCAGGCCAAUUUGACCAACAAUCACAUCUCGACCCUAUCGAGCAAACUAGUUACCAACACUCGCUGCAAAAAUCACAAUGUUCCCGGCAAACUGGAGAUUCAUCUAGAUGACAAUCCCAUCAUGUGCGACACGGGGCUUAACGAGUUAUGCCCAUUGAUGGCAGUGCAGGAGGCUCGUAUCCGUGGUCGAUCCCAGUGCUUCGAAAAUGACCAGGAGGUGUGCACCGUACUGCCAAUGCUUUACAAGGUAGACCUGCCUAUAAUGGUCACCAAUCUGAAAAUAGGUGGUCGUGAUGAUGCCAAACCGGUGAUGCAGAUGUUGGUGCCGAUCAAGACCAAUGACAACACAUUGCCACCUAUUAUUGCCACUCUGCAGGUUAUUUCAUCGAUACCACCGCCAAUCCUCCUGACUACCACUACGCCGCCACCACCUCUGCCACUUCCUGUGCAGCCGGAAGCAGAGAAGAUCGAGUCCACCACAGCGAAUCCUGUUACUACGACCAGCACCGAGUCGUCCACGACUACCACGACAACUACAGAGUCAACAACUGAGAUGAUAACCACUACUCCACCAACCACAACAACCACUAGCACAACGACGCCAAAACCAAAUGAAACUUUGCCAGUAAUUGUGGAACUCCAGGAGGCCAAUCUAACGGGCACCCAACUCAACCAAACAGAUUUGGAUGUGGCCCAUGAUGAGGCAGAUGCCUUGGUGCCGCCAGUCGUACACGAUUCUUUGCAGCAAGAGCUAGAAAGGGAGAGGGAGCGGGAUCUAGACCGGGAUCUUGACCACGAAGCGGUGGCCAAGACCGAGUACGAGACGGUCGAGUAUAUUCCCAAUUUGGUGCAGCCUCCAAUAGGCAAUGAUGCACUGACGCCGCCGCCUAGUAAGGCGAAUGCUCUAGAGGAGGACUCCGAAUCCGUCCACUCCAACUCCGUGCACGCAGAAUACCCACACGCGGCGCAGAGCCUCCAGAUACCCGAGGAGCCGCCGGAGGAGUGAGUCCUCCUUUUAGGGGGCUUUGGCUCCUCGGGGGGAUUACCCCGAUAUAAAGAGCACAUUAUUUUACUGUAAAUCGCAGACGGGUGAAGGAGGCAGAAUCGAUAGAGAUCGGGCGGAGCAGCAUGCAAACGGCAGAGAGAGCGAGUUCGGAUUUGUAUGCCUUAAGUUAACUUAGUUCUUAUGUUUUAUUUAAGUCAUCGCUAAAAUCGAGAAAAGAUUUUCGGACCGAAUGCUUUUUUGUUGAGUUAUUUCGUUGAUUUAAUGCGCAAUUUGAUCACGAUUUUGGGGGUUCAAAGACCCCGUGACCCAGGACAAACGUACGAGGACAGUCUUAUGAUUUAAGCUUAUUUGUUGGUGGCUCAAUAUUGCAAAUGUGUGUUUUGACUUUCGUUGAUGGUUUUUCGGUUUUCAAUUUCUCAGAAUUAGGGAAUUUCGAAAAAAAUAUAUUUAUAAAGUCCUAUGUUUUCUAAUAUCUAAAAAUAUAUAUAAAGUUGAAUCUACUCAGUAUCAUUGUAGAAAGACUGGAAGCCAAACAAACAAAAUCGUUUGAAAUUGAAGUUAUUUUACAAGCUUUUGAUUCAAGUUUUUAGCGACAAACGAAAUCGAGAAAUUGAAAUUCGGAAAGCUAUCGAUAGAAUCCGAAAGGUUACGAUAUCGAAUAUGCAACUGCAUAUAAACAUUAAUUAUCCUUAUUUAAUAAUUGUAUACACGUAUGAACGUUGAACAUCUUCAAGUAGGUACUUAGAGUUAAACGAGAGCAACAAAUCGCAGCUAAUGUUAAUAACAAAAAGCACUCAACCACACAAAAAAUAAACAUUCACAAACAGAACCUUAGCAGUGCACAUGCACAACGUGAACAAACGAAUAAAAAAUAAGAAACGAGAAAAAAUAUUGUUAUCAGUUGGUUAACAUAAUGAGAAAAUAGAUUUAAGCGUGUAAUUAUAUGGAAUUGAAAAUGGUAUUCUAAAUAAAAUCGUAAAUAAAAAUCGAA
Molecule: messenger RNA, 3923 nt
Organism: Drosophila eugracilis
Lineage: Eukaryota; Metazoa; Arthropoda; Insecta; Diptera; Drosophilidae
Gene: ltl
Product: insulin-like growth factor-binding protein complex acid labile subunit
Exons: 4
Coding region: 536-2932 (798 amino acids)
Molecular function (GO): protein binding
Source: RefSeq, a predicted model, not a curated record